Molecule: messenger RNA, 4562 nt
Organism: Esox lucius (northern pike)
Lineage: Eukaryota; Metazoa; Chordata; Actinopteri; Esociformes; Esocidae
Gene: pigg
Product: phosphatidylinositol glycan anchor biosynthesis class G
Exons: 14
Coding region: 332-3244 (970 amino acids)
Biological process (GO): GPI anchor biosynthetic process
Cellular component (GO): endoplasmic reticulum membrane
Source: RefSeq, a predicted model, not a curated record
UGCUUUCACAACCCGUAGUUGGUUUGAACUAACCCGGAAAUGGAGACUGUUUCUCCUGAACGGAGAGCAUCCUUCUUCGAACUGAUGUAAACAAAUGUAGCCGUGGUGGUGAAUAUGCCUCAAAAUACAUGUUUUUUGUAAAAUUAGGGCACUCUGUCUUGCUAUGAAGUUGAGAGACAUUCAUUACAACAAACAUUUAACUAACGUUAGAUAGCAUAGCUUAGCACAUCUUUGUAAAGCAAGAGUCAAGGGAUUAAUUCAAACGCUGCUGUCAAGAAAACUGUUUAUCCUUUUAAUGGCAUAGCAGUAGGCUAGCUAACCAGUUAGUAAAAUGAAGGUUCGUUCCUCCAUUUUUGCCUCUUUGUGUCUCAUACUCGAAGUAUUAGGGAUUGCAUUGUUUUUAAGGGGAUUUUUUCCAGUCCCAAUCAAAUCAUCAUUUUCAUCGAAGAGCAAGCUGUCAGAUCUUCCGGCUGAACCAUUUACAGGCAGUUCUCCAAAUUCGUCCAAACUUCCAGACCCUCUUUUUAAAAGAGUAGUGAUAAUGUUGAUCGAUGCUCUCAGGGAGGACUUUGUGUUUGGUUCUAAUGGGAGGAAUGACAUGCCCUACACAAGGCACCUAGUGGAGAGGGGUUCUACACACAGCUUUGUGGCCAAGGCAAGAGCUCCUACAGUUACAAUGCCAAGAAUCAAGGCCUUGACAACGGGUAGUAUACCAGGCUUCAUUGAUGUGGUAAUGAACCUAAACUCCCCAGCAUUGCUGGAGGACAACCUCAUCUGGCAGGCCAAAGCAGCAGGCAAGCGGAUGGUAUUCUAUGGGGACGACACUUGGAUAAAGCUCUUCCCCAAACAUUUCAUGGAGUACGACGGCACCACCUCAUUCUUCGUGUCAGACUACACUGAGGUGGACAAUAAUGUAACACGUCAUCUGGAUAGCACAUUGAGGAGAGACGACUGGGACAUUCUGAUCCUGCACUUCCUGGGUCUGGACCAUAUCGGCCACAUUAGUGGCCCACACAGCUCCCUCAUCCAACCCAAACUAUUGGAGAUGGAUGACAUCCUCAAAAAGAUUCAUGGCUCCCUCAUCUUAAAGGAAGCCGAGGGGACGCUGCCCUACCUGUUGGUGCUGUGUGGGGACCACGGGAUGUCUGAGACUGGAAGUCAUGGGGGAUCGUCUGAACACGAGGUCAACACCCCACUGGUGCUCAUCAGCCCUGCCUUCAAGAGGAAAGCGGGCAUGGAGAAGCCGUCGACAGUGGAGCAGGUUGACCUGGCCCCGACCCUGGCCCUCGGACUGGGCCUGCCCAUCUCCCAGAACAGCGUGGGCCGCCUCAUCCAGCCCGUGGCAGAGGAGGCCUCGCUCAGGGAUCAGCUGCGCUUCCUCCACGUCAAUGGGCACCAGCUCGGCUGCCUCCUGAAGGACAGCACGCCAGCCUACGAGAAAGAGGUGGGCUACGAGCAGUUCCGCGUGGCUGAGAAGUCCCAUGGCAAUUGGCUGAAGCUGAUGGUGGAGGGCAACACGUCCGAGGUGCUGACCAACAUGGGGAAGAAGGUUCUCAAACAGUAUCUGGAGGCCCUCAGGGCCAUGAGCGCCGCACUAAGCAAGCAGCUGGGCCGCUACGACAUGUACUCCAUGGUGGUGGGCAUGGUCCUCGUCUUCCAGCUCCUUCUCCUCCUGCUGCUGGCCAUGCCAGAGGCACUGAGCAGCGCCUCCCUGGUGGAUCUCCCAGUGUCCUCAGCGCUUCUCUCGCUGCCCUUCUAUCUACUUUGCCUGCUCCUCUCCUCCGUGCACGUGCUGGUGUGCACGUCGGCUGAGAGCUCCUGCUACUUCUGCAGCCUCUCGUGGGGCCUAGUGUUCGGGGUGGUGGCCCUCUCCUCAGCCCUGCUCUGCAUUCUGGUAGCCAUGGGAGCCAGGAGGCUGUCCCUGGGUUCAAUGUCCUCUGGCAAGUCUCCUGCCCGGGGCGGCGGUGGGUGGUCCCUGUCGGAGCUGGACAUUCUACUCCUGGUGGGCACGGCUGGCCACACCCUGAGCCUGGCAGCCAGCAGCUUUGUGGAGGAAGAGCACCAGGUCUGGUACUUCCUGCUCAACACUCUCUGCCUGGCCGUGUUCCAGGACGUCUGCCGCAAGUACUUCCGUGAGCGCCGCGCCAACGCCGGACAGGUUGGGAGCUUGGAGGACGAAGACCAGGAUGAGAUGGCCUCGCCGUUGGCCGAUUUGGGGGUGACGGACAUGGGUUCGGAGAGGUGGCUGGCCCUUGUGACCCCGCUGUUCACCCUGGUGUGCUGUCGUCUGCUGCGCUCGUUCAACCAGACCGGGGUCCAGUGGGCUCACCUGCCAGACCUGGGACACUGGCUCAACAGCUCAGAACACAAGGUGGUGCUGUCAGUGGUGACCACAAUGUCACUGAUUCUUAUCUACUUCCUGGUCCAGCGCCGAUGUUCCUGGGUGUCCAAGAUUGCUCUGGCCCUUGGCCUUCUUGGUGUCUUCAGCUACAGGGCAGCAGUUGGCAAUGUCAUGUUCCCGUGGCAACAUGGCAGUCGAAACUUAUCCAAAGGAACGGUGGAGGCCCGCUUUGUGUACGUCUUCGUCCUGGGCAUCCUCUUCACAGGCUCCAAAGACUUGCUGAGGUCCCAAGUCAUCACAACGGACGCCCGGCUGAAGAGCAGGGGCUUGUGGGAAAUCUACAGCGGUGUGGUUCUGUUGGUUUCCCUGUUGUUCCGAGCUCACAACUUGCCAGUGUUGUGCUGCUGCCUACUGGUACAGACCCUGAUGGCCCAGUUUAUAUGGAAGAAGCUCCACUACGACGCGGCCCAAACCACUAUCAUGCACUACUGGUUCGGGCAGGCCUUCUUCUACUUUCAGGGGAACUCGAACAGCAUAGCCACUGUGGACAUCUCCGUGGGCUUCGUGGGACUGGAGACCUACGUUGAGUCCCUGGCUGUCUUCCUCACAGCCCUCAGCACGUACGCUGGGCCACUGCUCUGGGCCGCCCAUUUGGUCUGCUACCUCAGCUCAGAGAACAGGAGCUCCGUGGCAGUUGGCCAUGGCUGCUACUGCCUCGCACUGCUUCGCUCGGUGCCAAUGGCGGCCUACGUGGUCCUGGUCACAGCCCUGCGCUACCACCUCUUCAUCUGGAGCGUCUUCUCUCCCAAGUUGAUGUACGAGUCCAUGCACACGCUGCUCACCGCUGCCAUUUGCCUGUUUUUCACCACCAUGGAGCAGAGCCGUAGCUCCAGCCGGCUCUAAGGGGUCCAUGCCUCCCAGCUCUCGGAUUCCAGGAAGAAGGGGUAAAAAAGCAGUCAGAGAGAAAAGACAUGUGACCGAUGUGUCUUGGUGGGUGUGUUUUGGGUGUGAUACUACAACUCAAAGGAGUAUGGCUAAACGGAAUGUCCCUUCCACUGGACUACUGCUGUAGGACUGCAGCAUUUACCUUUUGGAAAGCAAUGUGUUGGUGGUGGUGGUGAGGAGGAGGAGGUUGGUUCUAUAGAUGUUUGUUGUUGAUCUACUAGGUUGAUUGUCUUGAGCAGGGCCAAAAAUGAAAUUUACAUUUGUGAAUGAUUUAAUUUGAACCCAUAAAAUGCAAUCGUCAAUAUAUUGUAUAAGUACCCUAAUUGUAUUUGUUUUUUAUUUAUUUAUUUCUUCAUUUGUUGAGUAGUAAGUUGUCUAUUGACCUUUAUCUCUGCAGGGCUCUGGACUUUGUCCAUUCUUAUUAUUGUGUUCAGUAAUUUCUCCAUAUUCAGUAUACUAGCUGAGCAUACAUUCCCCAUGUAGAUUAUAUAGAUGUUUACAAAGCUGCUAGCAAACAAUGCUUCUCUCUCACUUUCUGUUAUAGGGUGCACAUAGGUUUUAAGAUGUUCAUGCCCUAAAGUAGUUUGCAUACUUUCAGUUUGAUAUGUCUUCUUGUGUUUUACUCUUGGGAAAUAUACUGAAAACCAGUCAAUGCUUUGUUAAUACAGUGGAUUAUUAAUAGAGAUUAAAAUUGAUUCACUGGGUGAAUGUCAUUAAUCAAAAGAGAAUCUGGAUUCACCCGCUGUGUGGGGACAAAGGUUUGUUCUCAUUGGGUUGCAGUCAAAUACACUCCCUGUCUCAAAGUGAAUCUUUGGAUUCAUUUUAUGUUUGAAGCAAUAUUUCUUUACUGCUCAUCGGUUUUCUAAUGUUAAAAGGAGUUUAUUCAAUCAACAAUUUGAUAGUUUACAACAUUACUUCUUCCAGACAUGUGAAAUCAAAGAUUUGCAUUUGUGAACCUUUGCUCUAACUCACUGAUUAAAUGUAAUGACAAAAUCAAUGUAGAAUUGCUUACUUAAUAAUACAAUUAAUAUUCAUUUAUUUUUAUGAAGAUAGCACCUAGGAAAAUGUCCUUGAGAAUACUGAACACAAUUCCAAUCCAUAAUGCAGUUCUUGUGACACACUAAUUUCCAAAGAAGUUGAACAGAUCUGUAUUCUGAUUAGGGGUUCUCAGUAUCCACAAAUAACAUUACUAUAUAUGUAGUUGUUUUCAAGUCUGGGAAAUAAAACUGUGAAAUUACAGAAAAAAAAUGUCUUCUAUAAAAUUAGAUUUUGUGUU